Messenger RNA from Sesamum indicum (sesame), 885 nucleotides. Its product is annotated as protein VACUOLELESS GAMETOPHYTES. Lineage: Eukaryota; Viridiplantae; Streptophyta; Magnoliopsida; Lamiales; Pedaliaceae. The record is from RefSeq and is a predicted model, not a curated record.
CCAGGGGAGUUUAUUACACGGCCCCUCUACAGUUACCAAACCAUGAAAUACAGCGAGAUCUCCCACUUCAGCCACCCCCACCACAACCUCAAAUUCGAGUACGCCAAGGCGCCGUUCAAAUGCGAUGGCUGCAAGGAAGUUGGCAUCGGCUCCUCCUACAAGUGCGGCGGUGCCGCCUGCAAUUUCGACCUCCACACCCACUGCGCCAUACCUUCACCCUCCAUCACCCACCCUUUCUACACGAAGUGCUCGUUCCAGUUCCUCAGCCGGCCGCCGGGGCAGGAGGCGCGUUACUGCAACGCGUGCGAGAAGAGCGUGACGGGGUUCGUGUACCACUGCCAGUUGUGCGGGUUUGAUCUCCAUCCAUGCUGCGCUAAGCUGCCGAUGGUGCUGGACGACGGCGACAUCAAAUUGUACUUGUUCAGCAAAGUUAGCGCGCCGUGUCACAGGUGUGGGAGAAAGGGGAGGAGCUGGAGCUACAGAUCCUCGUGCAAGAAGUACAACCUACACGUGGCGUGCGUGAAGGAGAUGCUGGUGGACAGCUGGCAGGAACUCUACAACGGGAGUGGUGGGUACACCUACACCGAUGGCAGGAAAUCCGUUCCCAGCUUGAAAGCCACGCUGGAGACUCACAGUAAUCACAAGAAGAGCAGCAAAGGGAAAGCGCAGAAAUGCUGUGAGGUGGCUGGACUGGCGUUGCAGUUUGUGGUGUCCGCGCUCCUAGGAGAUCCCACCACCCUUAUUGCUGGCCUCGUCGGCACAUUAAUGUCUAAAUAGAAUUCAACAUAUAUCCAAAUUAAAAUAAUAAAUAUUAAACUACGUAUGUGAUAAUGUUAAGUUAUGUACAUGUGAGUGUGCCAAUAAAAUUUAUUUUUAUUAUAACAA